AUCAAUGUCGACAUGUCAAGUGAUGACUCAGACUAUGAGUACCAGGAUGAUGGUGUAUCAGACUGGGUCAGUUCCUGCCAGGUUGUCAGAGAACCAGCAGCCAGCACUGAGAGGCAGUGUGAAACCCUGCAGCUGGAGGUGUUGACUGAAUGCACAGACAACUGGCCAACAGAAAGUGGCCACAUGAGAGAUAACAGAGGGCUGGUCAACCCUCUGCAAAGGCACGGCUGGUCGGCUGCAACACAAAAGAUCCUUUCUUCAAUGCCCAGUCGCACCGUUGGGCAAAAUAGUGCUGCAGGCAUUUCUGGGUCUGCAACACACACCCCUCUGCUAAACAGGCAUCAGGCUACAUCACAAGAUUUUUCGCAUCACUCCAGACCAAACCAGGAGGACCUUGUUUUGACAGAUUUUGGAGAAAUCACUAGGGAAGAUUUGUAUUUUACAGAAAACAAGAAGGAGCAGUUGGUAUCCAGCCUUCGGGGUCUCUCUGCGGGUGACAUCGCUCGUAAGCUGCGUGACAUGCCACUAAGCCUUACAGAUAAAAUUGAACUGAGGCCACUCGCUAUUAGUGAUGUAGCUGAAAGUUCACUCACCAGACACGUUCCAUGCUUCGGCUGUUUCAGGUUUUACAUUUCAAGGACUAGGCGCCACUGCCUCUUCAGCUGCCUCCCCACCCUCAUGUCUCUCCGGUUGUGGCACUUGCCAAUGAAGCAACUGAGCGCACGUUUUGGAACUGGAGUGGUCUCCUAUUUCCUGUUUCUCCGAACCCUCCUGCUGUUUAACCUCCUCCUCUUCAUCAUCAACGGCCUUUUUCUGGUCUUCCCUCAAGCCAUCAACCCUCCUACGUAUGGCCCUCUCAACUUCGCCGGUCUUCAGCUUCUCACAGGCACGGGUUACCUCUCUAAGAGUGUGAUGUUUUAUGGCUACUACAACAACACAAGCUAUCAACUUGGUGGCCUGCUUGGUGGAUACAGCAUACCUGCAGCCUACUUCUUUACCAUUGCCAUUGCCUUCUUCAUUAUCUGCAUCAUCCUAGUGUACAGCAUUUCCAAGUCCUUUGGGAAAAGUUGUCAUUCCCUGACGUCUAAUGGGAAUAUGGCGGUAAAGGUGUUCUGCUCCUGGGACUUUAAAGUCACCAAGAAAACAUCUGUCAGAAUGCAGUCUGAGAAAAUCAGCACACAGCUCAAAGAACUGCUGUCUGAGAUGAUGCGUGGAGAAGAUCAAGAGAGCUGCACACAACGACUCUGCCACAUCCUAGUGCAUCUGUUCACAUGGGCUUUGUGUUUGGCCAGCAUCGUCUUGAGCGCUAUGGCAGUCUAUCAUCUGCCAAAGGUUAGAUUUAAAAUGUCAGCAAAAGAAACUGAGCUGCUGCUCUCUGCGGUAGUGUCGGCCAUUAACCUGUUGCUCCCUGGCCUCUUCAACCUAUGCACUUGGCUAGAGGAUCAUAACUCACCCAAUGUUCGUGUUUAUGUCUCCAUCUUCAGGAACUUGUUGUUGAAAACCAGUAUAGUUGGAGUGCUGUUUUAUCGCUGGCACAAAAUUGCAGAGGAACCAAAAAAGUGUUGGGAGAGCCUUGUGGGACAAGAGCUAUAUCGCUUGCUGGUGAUGGACUUUAUCUUCACAGUGCUUUACACUUUUUUGGGAGAGUUCCUGUGGAGGCUCUUUUACAAGCAUGUGUUGAAAAGGAACAGGAAGCCAGUGUUUGACAUUGCUCGUAAUGUGCUGGAGCUCAUAUAUGGGCAAACCCUCACUUGGCUUGGGGUCCUGUUCGCUCCAUUGCUUCCUGCCGUCCAGAUUGCAAAACUAUUUGUUCUGUUUUACAUGAAGAAGGGCAGUCUGUUACUCAACUGUCAGGCCUCCAAAAAGCCCUGGAGGGCCACUCAGAUGACAACACUAUUCAUCUCUCUUUUGUUGUUCCCCUCAUUUCUUGGUGCUGCUGUGCCUGUCGCAUAUACAGUUUGGAAGAUUAGACCCUCAACAGACUGCGGCCCUUUCAGGAAUCUUACCACAAUGAUUAUGGCAGUGGAGGAGUGGGCCACAAAGGGGAAGGACACGGACCUAUCAUGGCUCAUCCAGACCACUACCUAUCUUGUAGAACACCCAAUAUUCCUAUUCCUCGCCAGUGGAAUUCUUCUAAUGGUGAUAUACAUUCAUGCUCAAGUUGUCGAUGGCCACAGGAAAAUCAUCAGUUUGUUAGAGAAGCAAGUUGAAAAUGAGGGUAAGGACAAAAAGUUCCUCAUCACCAAACUGCAAGACCUUCAUGAGCAGAGUGGUCCGGUUUCCCCUCGUAGAUAAGUCUGUGGCUGAUUAGCAUUGAUAUUAUCAUCAUUACUAAGAUGGUUGUCGGCACCAUCAGGAAUGUCACAACCUAAAUCACUGGAUAUUAUUAGAAUUAAAUAUUGUAGUUAUUUGUUUUAGAAUCAACGUUAAAUAUAAAAAUAAUAGUUGUGUAGGACUUUGAAUGCGUUGUAUUAAAAGAUGUUUAGGUGAGAAUAAUGUUUUUUUUUAACGUUUCUAUAGUUGAGCUUUUGUAAUUUUAUUGUAAAAAUGUGACCUGCCAGUGCAUGUAUCUGUAACAUUACUGUAUACUAUGUUCAUCCUGCAAAAUGUGAAAUAAUGGACCAACACAAAUUAGAGAUACAGCUGUCAAGACAGGCAC
This is a messenger RNA of Scomber japonicus (chub mackerel), 2659 nucleotides long. It is a transcript of the gene tmc6a, whose product is annotated as transmembrane channel-like protein 6. The transcript is spliced from 20 exons. Gene Ontology annotation, cellular component: plasma membrane. NCBI's taxonomy places the organism in Eukaryota, Metazoa, Chordata, Actinopteri, Scombriformes, Scombridae. The coding region runs from base 13 to 2295 and encodes 760 amino acids. Gene Ontology annotation, molecular function: mechanosensitive monoatomic ion channel activity. The record is from RefSeq and is a predicted model, not a curated record.